UUAUAGUUAUCCUAGGAACAGUGCUGCACUUAUUCAUUUCACAAAGUACCCGAUGAUAAUGAUGGAAGUCUUGAUAUAACAUUACCAAAUCGGCAACAUUUACGAUGGCAAGAUGACUAAGCGAAGUUUUAAAACUUUUAACUCGUUAUGAAUUUAGAUUUGUUAAUAUUUGUGUCGCAGAAAAUUUCAUAUUAAACAACAAUUUUCAUCUGCUAUAAUUAUGGAUUUCUACUUUCCAAGACGUUUUAUUAUAGUAAUUAUGACAAGUUUAGGAAUGAUUGUUAUACAUGCUAUGAGAGUAAAUAUAGCCGUAACCGCUAUUACUUUUUUGGAUAAGAAACCUCAUACAAAAGUUGGAACUGCCGAAGCCGUUUUCAAUCUCCCAAGUGUUAAUUGGUCGUCCCAAAUGGUUGGAUAUUUGCAUAGUAUAUUCUACACAGGAUAUUUAUUCACACAAAUACCUGGAGGUAUCUUAGCUCAAAUGUUUCCCGCUCACAGGUUUUAUGAAAAUUAUAUUAAAUUUCUAUAUUCAGUUUUGUAUAAUACUCUUAAUAUAUAUAUACGUUUUAUUGUCAACAAGCAUAAAACUGUACAAAAGCAUCCAUCACGGUGGAAUAUAAAAAUGAAUUUAUAGUAUUUUCCUAUUAUUUUAAUUGAUAGAAUUGCUUUAUAUCAAAAAAGGAAGAGUCUAAUUUUAUUUAUUAACUUAUUUUUAGAAUAUUCGGAGGAUGUAUAUUAGUAUCUUGUACUCUAAACUUAUUACUUCCAAUUUGCAUUGAACAAGUUGGCUAUGGAAUGGCAGCAGCAGUUCGCGCUUUACAAGGAUUAAGCGAGGGUUUGCUAUUUCCUAGUUCUUAUGCGAUUAUGCGUCACUGGGUUACACCAGAAGAAAAGAGUAGAAUGGGUUCAGUCGUAUUGACAGGAGUUUACUCUGGAGCAGUUAUAGGCUUACCAAUUUCUGGUUUUAUUACUCAUUAUUUAGGUUGGAACUAUGUGUAUUACUUUCACGGUGGAAUUGGAAUAUUUUGGUUUAUAAUAUGGUUAUUCCUUGGUUUCGAGAAGCCAUCUCACCAUCGAUUUAUUUCACAAGAUGAAAUUAAACAUAUUGAAGCUUCUCAAGGUCAAACCGCCAUUGUGCAUGAAGAUGAUCAAGUACCUUGGAAACAAAUAUUUCUAUCUCUACCAGUAAACGCUCUCAAUCUUUGUAAUUUUGCCAGAAGUUUCAUAUUUUUUCUAUUAUUAACAAACGAGCCAGAAUAUUUAAAUGUUUUCGGUUUUACAAUUGCCGAGAAUGGAUUAUAUUCGGCAAUGCCUCAUCUUUUUAUGGCUAUAUUUUCAGGCUUAAGUGGCCCUAUGGCUGAUUACUUAAUCAAUGGUGGGAUGGUAACACCUACGCAAGUUAGGAAGCUCUUUACUGGAAUAGGUUUUGGAAUGGAGGGGACGUGUAUGCUCUUGCUGGUUUUUAUUAGGGAUGGGACUUUGGCGCUUAUAUAUUUGACUAUUGGAGUCGGAUUUAGCGGCUUUAGCAUUUCCGGUUGGCAAAUAAAUCACCUAGACCUAUCGCCGAGAUACGCUAGUGUACUAGUAGGUAUUACUACAGCGGUAGGAACUGUUGCAGGAAUACUAAAUCCCACUCUAGUUGGUCAAAUGACUAAAGAUCAGGUAAAUUUCUUUAUACCUAACAGGAAAAAAUUACCCUUAAUAGUCUCUGUAAGGGCGUCUUUUUACUUUCUUAUAGUCUGUUGCACUGGCACGACCUCAACUCUCAAUGAAAAGAUAGGCAAUCUAAUUUCUUUAAGAUGCAAUCUAUAUAAUUAAGAAAUAAAUAACACGUUAGUCCUGAGAGUCCGAACAUGUUCACUUUUGUUCCCAUAGACUAUUUAGGUAUAUUUUCUAAGUAGUCGAGAGUGACCAUUAGCCUACAAACACCUUUUAAGUCUUCUUUUAGUACUGAGGGUAAAAAUUAUUUCCAACAGAGAAAGUAAUUUCAUUUCUCGGUUUUGUUGUUUCUUUUUAAAAAAAAUUUCAAUAAAAAAAAACUACUUUUCAAAUUUCUAUUAACAUUUUCAUCCUUGUCGCGAGAGAAUAAAUAAAAUAUAAAAAAAUUGACGUGUCGAAAAUGCAAAAGACGAAAAUUAAGAGAAAAUAAUAUUCUGAUCUAAUGAGUACUAAUGUAAAAUGAGAAUUUAUUAGGAACGUUUGUUCCGUGUAAUUUCUAAUUUUCUUUACAGACAGUAGAACAGUGGCAGAAUGUCUUCCUACUUUCAUCUUGUGUUCUGUUCUUCUGUACCGCAUUUUAUUCAAUUUUCGGCUCCGCUAAACAACAACCCUGGGCUGAACCGGUUCCAAAAGUGCAGGUUCAACUUAAAGGUAAUUUACUAGAUGGUCAACAAUUGUAUCUUCCUGUUAAAAGUCAAAUGGAUCAUGAGACUGAAAAGCAGAAAGAUCAGUAAUCUGUUACCUUUAUCUAUAGUCGUGAAAAGAAAUAAGGUUUAGUCUAAUGAUUAUACUUGAUAUUAAAAUCAAUUUUGCCAUUCUGAUAUUUUGUCUUUUCUAUUUAAUUCUUUUAUAUAAUUUAAGUAAAUAAAUCCCAGAAUAAAUGAGGAUAUCUUGCAAUUAUUUGAGAUAGACGAAGGCCGUAAUUUGUCACGUGUCUGCAAUAUUUCCAUAGCAACUGCUUGCGUGGCGCUCCAGCAUCUUUUUUGCGGCGGCGUACUGCAAAACACUCUACAAAACAAACUGAGAAUGAUGAACGUCGUCCCGCGAAAGGUGAGUAGCGGGAAAGCAGAACUUAUAACUAUUUGAUAGUGUUGAGCAAAUAUUUACCUAUAAAGAAGAAAGGAAAAGUGAACUAAAGCAAAAUAGUAAAUAGAGGAAGAAAGGGAUAUAAACUAUAUUUCCCCAGCAAUAACAAUAACGGCGCUGAAAAAACAAGCGGGUUUGAUGGAAUUGACGACCGCUAAACCACAGUCUUCAGUUUUGCAGUUGACGCCUGGCGUUAUCGCUCUAUGCGUGCUAGCAGCUUUGUGCGCAAUCCUUGGCGCUAUCUACGCUUACAUUUAUUAUACUCGCAUUCGACCGCGUUCCAGUCGUGCUAGGAAAUUUAUGGAGGGUGGAGGCGAAGAUGAUGGAUCAGGCGCUACUCACACUCACUUGUUCCUUUUUAAGAAAUAAACAAACUCUACAUUCCACAAGAUUGAUGGAGAUUGAGAAGAGAACAGAAAUGAAAAAGAUGAAAAGUGUUUUCCUAUUAUGUAUUCGAAAUCGAUUCUAUAAAAUUGUGCGAACACCGACCACGAUGCUAUCAGACCUGAUUAGACCAAGAUAAGAAAAUUUCUUCCAUACGCGUUUUUUUUCAAAUCCUCGAAUUCCGCUUGGUAUUUUACGUUUGAUUAAUCGGAAGCUGUUGUUGAUGUUCAUUGAUAGUCAUUCGGGGAAUUCUCAUUAGGACGUUACCGACAGUUUGUUUUUGUACGGCCUCGCCAUCUGCAGACUACUCUCAAUAUUAAUCUCCUUAAACUGUUUAGAUAUAGUUCGUAAAUUUCCGUUCAACGUUCAUACACAAGUUAUCUCGUGUAUGUAAAUAUAAACAUUCACUAUAAAAAAAAAAACGAUUAAGACUUUUUUUCUCAAAAAUCAAUGAACUUCUGGUGGAAGAAAGCAAAGAGGCGUCUAUCUAUAAUAAAUUGCAAUUCAACGCCUUCCAUUAUGUAAAGUAAAUAAUUGCUGUUGACACUAUACGAAUUCAGAGAUUCAGAGUUACGUUUCGGUGCCUAUCAAACAGGAGGAUUUCCUUAACUAAAUUUUAGCCUGACUUUCAAGUUGAGCAACCAUCCGAUUAGCUUUUCUCUGUUCGCUAUUAAAUCUAGAAACACAAGAGAGAAACUAAAAAGAAAAUUUGAUGCGCAGAUAAAAAUGAGACUAUUAAUUUUUUAUAUAUAUACAGUAUAUGUAUAUAUAUAUAUAAAACGCUGAUUUAUAAACG
This is a messenger RNA of Dimorphilus gyrociliatus, 3985 nucleotides long. The record is from the annotation of a GenBank genome assembly. Lineage: Eukaryota; Metazoa; Annelida; Polychaeta; Dinophilidae.